This is a messenger RNA of Trichobilharzia regenti, 1470 nucleotides long. The record is from the annotation of a GenBank genome assembly. NCBI's taxonomy places the organism in Eukaryota, Metazoa, Platyhelminthes, Trematoda, Strigeidida, Schistosomatidae.
AUGAAUCCAAAUUUUGGUGAUUUGUCAGCAUGGAAUUUGAGUGAUAACAGCAAUCCUGUGUCAAACACUAACUCAUAUUAUCCAGGAGGGUCAGGUUUCCCAGGUGGUGGACCAGGAUAUCCAGGAGGCGGACCAGGAUAUCCAGGAGGUGGACCAGGAUAUCCAGGAGGAGGACCAUGCUAUCCUGGAGGUGGGCCAGGGUUUCCAGGAGGAGGAGGAGGAUUUCCACCAGCAUCAUGCCAAGGACCACCACAAGGUUAUCCCGGUCCAGACCCUGCAGGCUUCCCUCCUUCUGGUCCUAUGGGAUUUGGUAAUGGACCGCAAUAUGGAUAUGGUCAAAGUGGUGCAGGCUAUCCAGCUCAAGGAUAUCCGCAAGCGGACUCAAACUAUGGAGGCGGCGCACGCCAGUAUAUUCCAGGUGCACCUAAUUGCCCAUCACAACCAUCCUGCGGAACAAUGGACUCAUUCAGUUAUAAUGAUUGCGACUAUGGAAGAAAUACAGACAUAAAUCCAUACUCCGAGCCAAAUAACUCUUGUCAGUCCAAUUCGUAUAAAGACAUAUUUGAACCAACAGUCACAGAUGCAGCCAACUUUGAUGCUGAAACAGACUGUGAACGUUUAAGAAAAGCAAUGGCAGGAUUAGGAACAAAUGAAAAAGAAUUAAUUGAUGUUAUGGCGCAUAGAAGUCCUAAUCAACGUGCAGCAAUCUCUAAAUUUGAUUCUGAAUUAAGUGGACAUUUUUUACAAUGUAUGACAGCUUUGUGUUUAUCACCAGCUGAAUUCGAUGCUCUUGAGUUGCGUAAAGCCAUGCGAGGUGCUGGUACAGAUGAAGAUGUACUUAUUGAAAUAUUAUGCUCUAGAACAAAUGAACAAAUCAGGGAGAUCAAAGAAGCCUAUUCAACAAUGCAUCGUGGACGUGAUCUUGAAAAGGAUAUUAGAGACGAUACCUCGGGAUAUUUUAAACGUGUUUGUGUAGCACUUGCACAAGGCGACAGAGAUGAAAACCCACAAGUGGAUGAAUGUCGUGCACGUCGAGAUGCUGAAGACUUGUAUAAGGCAGGAGAGGCAAGACUUGGAACAGAUGAAUCAAAAUUCAUUCAAGUAUUAUGUGGACGAUCAUACCCCCAUUUACGUGCAGUAUUUCAGCAUUACGGAACUCUUGGUAAAAGAGACAUAGAGAAGGCAAUAUCAUCAGAGACGAGUGGUGAUCUGUGUAAAGCUUUGCGUACUACUGUGAAAUGUAUUAACAAUAAACCCCUGUACUUUGCUAAAAAACUCAGAGAUUCUAUGAGAGGAGCUGGAACGAGAGAUACAACAUUAAUUCGUAUAGUUGUUUCACGAUCUCCUAUUGAUAUGGGUGCAAUAAAAAGAGAGUUUCACAGUCUUACUGGAAAAACUCUUGGAUCGUGGAUAGCCGAUGAUACGAGUGGAGAUUAUCGACGACUUCUAUUGGCGCUCAUUGGUGCAUAA